GCAGAGCUCCACAUCAGCCAAUCACAUGUCUCAUGCGCCUUCACCGCACUGAGCGCGUGCUCGUUCUCGGCUUUAAAAACGGCAGCAGCGCGACAAACAACUUCAUUUUCUGUGAAGUUCUGAAGAGAAUCUGUUCGUCAUGGCAAGAACUAAACAAACCGCCCGCAAGUCCACCGGUGGAAAAGCCCCGAGGAAGCAGCUCGCUACUAAAGCCGCACGUAAGAGCGCUCCAGCCACCGGUGGAGUCAAGAAGCCUCAUCGUUACAGGCCCGGUACCGUAGCGCUGAGAGAGAUCCGCCGUUAUCAGAAGUCCACUGAGCUGCUGAUCCGCAAACUGCCUUUCCAGCGUCUGGUGAGAGAAAUCGCUCAGGAUUUCAAGACGGAUCUGCGCUUCCAGAGCUCCGCCGUCAUGGCCCUGCAGGAGUCCAGCGAGGCCUAUUUGGUCGGUCUCUUUGAGGACACCAACUUGUGCGCCAUCCACGCCAAGAGGGUCACCAUCAUGCCUAAAGACAUCCAGCUGGCCCGCCGCAUUCGUGGAGAACGCGCUUAAAUCCUCAGCGGCGUCCCUCACAUCUACCCCAAAGGCUCUUUUAAGAGCCACAUCAAUUAUACCCAAAGAGAUAUUUUCCAGUAGUUAAUAGUUUUUGAUGCUAUUGAUCCAAAGUAUAUUUGACGGAUAUGGACCAGAGCUCGUAACACUUCAAUGCUAAAAGCCAUAAAAACAUGAUUGAAUAAUAUUAUUGUAAUGGUUUCCUCUUUACUUUCAGUUUAACUGUCAUUGAAGGUGUCUCGUUCUUGUCGAAUGUGCAAAUAACAAUAUAACCUCAAUCUUGAUGUUGAAUUACAAAUAUAGAGUACUGCCUAUAACCAUAGACUUACAGUAACAUCAAUGUAAAUAUAUUUGCACGUGUGAGGUACAAUACUAGAAUAACAGUUAGUGAAAAUUAGAAUGAUACUUUUCAUUAACAGCUCAUUACCAAGAAAUGAAAUCUUCCACACACAGUUUUUAGAUGUAGAAAAGCUUGUGGGGCAAAUUUGGCUGUCUUUGGCACUGGUGGGAGCUGGUGGUCAUAAUCAGCAUCAGUCUCCUCAGAGUCAGUCUGAACAAAUGUAGGAUUUCGUCUGUGAAUGACAGCACGCAUGACAUUAUCAGAGGGUACUUUUAGGUUCAUUUUCCCCCAAACUCUAAUGCUGUGUCUAAAAUCGCCCACUCGUUCACUAAAUCACUAUUUUCUAUAUUUCAGCAGUUAGUGAACAAAAUGACGCUGACGUAAAUGCCAUGCGUCAGAGAGCACAGGAAGCCGUCGCAGACAUUUCUAUGUCAUUAACAUUUCACCUGAGUGGUUUCAUGAAUUUUAUCAUCUCGAUAUUAAAUAUGGGAGUUAUGAAGAAGGCAACGUCGGUUUCUUGAUUGGCAAUAUUUUUCUGUGAUGGAGUGUGAAGAUAAUGAAAUCUACAUUUCUCCCCAUUUCCUAUAUUUUAAUCCACUGCUCCUAAUAAAUGUAAUUAUUGCAUUCAUUUGUUCCUCCGCAUUUGGACCAUCCCCUUUUUACUUAAUUCUUUCAUGUAGCUUUAAAUCAACUUCAGGUUGUGUGAAUAACCAAGGUGGUAUCAGAGGCAUUGCAACUAUCUGAACAAAUUACUUUGUAUCUAGACCAUUUUCAUUCGCCUAUUUGUUUAUUUUCCAUGCAAAGCCUUUACCUGGUGUUAUGUUGUAUAUCCUUGAAAAACAGGUGUAUUUCUUUAAAAACAGGAUAUAUUUCUGUUAAUUAGUAGUAUUCUGACAUAUAUCCUUGAUUCUGAUAUAUAUUCUUGAUGUAUUUCUUAGAUAUCUCUCAUAUGAUAUGUUUCUGGCAUGGUGUCUUGCCUUGAUGAUUUGGAUGUAUGAUGAAUAUCUUUGGAGCUUGUAUUUUCUUUCAUUAAUCAAAUGAUAAUGUGUAGGAGCAAACAAGGCCGCCUCAUUAUGAGGGUACACUGAAAUGUAAAGAAAAGUAAACGGUCUGUGAUGAGGACAUGGCUGUUUGUCUCUUACACAGAUGUUUCAAAGUUGAUGUGUUCUUUCCAUGAACUGUGACAUAUGUCCAAGAUGUGAGAAGUUACCAGCUGUAUAUGAAAGAUAUAUGUUUUUUAUAAAAAACAGAUAGGUGGGGGAUUUUCCCCCAAUAUUUAGAGCAUAUGAAUAUGAGGUUACUAAAAGUGUUGAUGCUGCAGAGGCCACAAAGAGCACCCAGCUGUAACAAAUUUUGAGGCUAAAGACCUUGAGACACAGUUGAAGAUAAGAGGUAAAAACAACUAGUGGUCAAAUUAAUUAAAAAGGUAGACUAAAGCCAAGUUUCUACCAGUAAAAAGAUAUCAAAAGGCUCUGUGAGAUAAUGGUGGCAAAUAGUAGGGUUACAAAAAUAACGAAAGGGCGCAGAAAUGAGGUAAUGCCAGAUAACAAACUGUAUA
Molecule: messenger RNA, 2448 nt
Organism: Xyrauchen texanus (razorback sucker)
Lineage: Eukaryota; Metazoa; Chordata; Actinopteri; Cypriniformes; Catostomidae
Product: histone H3
Exons: 1
Coding region: 140-550 (136 amino acids)
Cellular component (GO): nucleosome
Molecular function (GO): DNA binding; protein heterodimerization activity; structural constituent of chromatin
Source: RefSeq, a predicted model, not a curated record